Molecule: messenger RNA, 2445 nt
Organism: Zingiber officinale
Lineage: Eukaryota; Viridiplantae; Streptophyta; Magnoliopsida; Zingiberales; Zingiberaceae
Product: putative clathrin assembly protein At2g25430
Exons: 2
Coding region: 346-2223 (625 amino acids)
Biological process (GO): vesicle budding from membrane; clathrin-dependent endocytosis; clathrin coat assembly
Cellular component (GO): clathrin-coated vesicle; clathrin-coated pit
Molecular function (GO): SNARE binding; 1-phosphatidylinositol binding; clathrin heavy chain binding
Source: RefSeq, a predicted model, not a curated record
UUUGUUUGUUUAUUAGGGAGCUCUCCAACCGCGUGCUGGUUUGGCUCCUGCCGCCGCCCUCGACGGCCAUUUCUACUCGAAUCUCUCGGUCGAUCCCGGCGCCAUAUCCGGCGAUAUAAGGCAAAAAGGAAGAGCAGCGGUUCCCUCUCGGCCUCUUUGUCGGUUCUUUUCGCCGUCAACGGCGUCGGAAAUUGAGGGAUUCGCCCGGAGGACUCGAAGAUCGAAGGAAGAUCCGGGCGCUGGGUAUCUCACCUUUUCAAUCUCGAGAUUAGCUUUCUGGAGUGUGAUCUUUGGCGCAAGAGGACACGGUGAUCAGGCAAUAUAUUGCUUAAAGGAAUAGAAGAAAUGGCACCAAGCAUUAGAAAGGCUCUGGGAACAGUGAAGGACCAGACUAGCAUUGGCCUGGCUAAGGUUUCAAGCAACAUGGCUCCUGAACUCGAUGUGGCUAUAGUCAAGGCAACCAGUCAUGAUGAUGAACCUGCUAAUGAGAAGUACCUACGUGAGAUUUUGAACAUGACAUCCUACUCCAGGGGUUAUGUCAGUGCUUGCAUUGCUACCAUUUCAAGGAGGCUUGGUAAGACUCGUGAUUGGGUUGUGGCCCUCAAAGCCCUGAUGCUUGUUCAUCGCCUUAUGGUUGAUGGUGAUCUUGCAUUCCAACAUGAGAUUCUCUAUGCCACCAGGAGAGGAACUCGCCUGUUGAACAUGUCUGAUUUCCGUGAUGAGGCACAUUCCAAUUCCUGGGAUCACUCGGCCUUUGUUCGCACCUAUGCUCUCUAUUUGGAUCAGCGGUUAGAGUGCAUAAUGUAUGAAAGGAAACAAGGUGGUGGCAGCAGCCGCUCAAAUGAAUCUGGAACCGACCGCUGGAGAUCCCCACAACGACAUGGUGACCAUGAUCCUUAUGCAUAUGGGAGUUAUGGAAGGUCCUCAUACUCGCCCCCUCGGGGUAAUAGAAGAGAUGGGUAUGAAGAACGUCAGGAUGGGGAAGAGAAGAAGCCACCAACACCACUGAGAGACAUGAACCCAGAGAGGGUGUUGGGCAAGAUGUAUCAUUUACAGCAGCUACUCGGGCGUUUGCUUGCUUCCCGUCCCACAGGCAAUGCAAAACAUAGCAGGAUGAUCCUCGUUGCUCUUUACCCUCUCGUACGAGAGAGCUUUCAGCUCUACGCCGAUACAUGUGAGAUACUCGCCGUUCUCCUAGAUCGCUUCUUUGACAUGGAAUAUCCUGACUGUGUCAAAUCAUUUGAGGCAUAUGCUAGUGCUGCAAAGCAGAUAGAUGAGCUGUGCAAUUUCUAUGCCUGGUGCAAGGAUACAGGAGUGGCAAGGUAUUCAGAGUACCCAGAAGUGCAACGCAUUACUGACAAACUUCUGGAGACAUUGGAGGAGUUUGUGAGGGAUAGAGGGAGGAGGCCAAAGAGCCCUCCACAAGAAACAAUCCCUGCACCUGCAGGGGAUGAAGAACCAGAGCAGGACAUGAACAGCAUCAAAGCUCUUCCUGCACCAUCUGACUACAAGGAAGAGGAGCCGGAGCCAGCAGUGGAGCCAAUCAAUCAGCAGCCUCCGGAAUUACCACCUGACCUGGUGGAUCUAAGAGAGGAUGGUUUGACAGCUGACGACCACUCUAAUAAUCUUGCAUUGGCCCUUUUCCAGGGGCCAGCAGCCGCAAAUGGUUCAUGGGAAGCAUUCCCUUCAUCAAAUAGUGACCCUGGAGUGACCUCCGCCUGGCAGAAUCCUGCAGCAGAACCCGGAAAAGAAGACUGGGAGCUUGUCCUUGUGGAGACUGCCAGCAAUCUAUCAAAGCAAAAGGCUGCAAUGGGCGGAGGGUUGGAUCCAUUACUACUGAAUGGCAUGUAUGAUCAAGGUCUAGUGAAGCAGCAAGUUAAUGCCCAGGCGAACGGAGGGAGCGCGAGCAGUGUAGCCUUGCCAGUCCCCGGACGAGGCUCCGCACCUGUGCUCGCCCUUCCUGCGCCUGAUGGUUCUGUGCAGACAAUUGGGCAGGACCCUUUCGCGGCAUCCCUCAGUAUCCCGCCACCUUCCUAUGUUCAAAUGGCAGAGAUAGAGAAGAAACAGCAGCUGCUAGUCCAGGAGCAGCUCGUAUGGCAGCAGUACUCGAAGGAUGGUAUGCAGGGUCAGGCCAGCUUGGUCAGGAUCAACAACGCCUUCAUGCCCAACCCCGGGAUGCCCUAUGGCAUGCCGGCAGGCCGGUACUACUCUCCUACCUAUUGAAUAUCUUGUUCCUAUUCAAUUAUGUAUUUUGUUUUGCCACAGUUUUGUUUAGUGUUGAUCACCCGCUGUUAUAUGGGUAUUGAUUAUAGUGUGUUCCAUGGAUUAUGUUGUGUUGAGAGACUCUUAUGGUGGUGGCAUAUAUAUUAUGUGAACCUCUUAAUCGAGUGCUCUCCGAACUAUUCUUUCCAUAUUAUUUGAUUGCAUUGGUUGGAGUUUUCUUUC